AUGUUUGCGAGACUGGAAUCAAUGGAGGAAGUUCCCACCCUUCAGAUCCCUGGACCUUUCCAGCUACUGGAUAACUUGCCUACGGAGCUCAUUCAUGCGGUGACCUUGCACUGUGAAGAAUUGCCAGAUUUUCUUAGUCUUUCUCGAGUUUCUCGCUCGACGCGGGCUGCCCUGUGGACACCAGCAUUCCGUAAAAAAUGGUUCCAGACGCACGCUUCAGCCACACUUUCAUACUUCAAGAUUGCUGCAAUCCUCUGCAUUCCCCUGCCCGCCACCGAGCUGUCAACAUUCUUGCUGGAGAACCUUGAGGAGGCCCCAAACGUUGAGCAACAAAGUGAUGCUCGCUCUGAGGAUUUCGAUGAUAUUCAAGCCUCGAUGGUGUGGGUGUGGAAAGAUGCCAUGCCGUGGUUUCUGCGACUGCAGAUUUUGACGAUGGGGAGUCAAAUAGGGGGCCCCACAUCCUUUGCGGAACUUGGGCGAUGGUUCGGCAUAUUUUGCACAUCGCCCUUGUAUCCGCAUUCGACAAUGGUUCCGGCUGAAGUGCUGCGAUAUGCAUGGCUAGCUUCGCAGUUUGAUAUCCAAUUUGCGGACAAGUUUUGUCAUACUGCAUUUGCACAUGCCUUUGAGCAGAGAGGUGCUCUCUUUAACGAACUGGGGAGAUCUGCCCAAACGGAACAGGCAACGUUUACGACAGAGUUUCGAGACUUUCAACGAUUUGUUCAGAGUAAAAUCAUCUCAACGGGGCGAAUGGAACCUGAUGGUACGCAUGUAUUUGACAGUGUCCAAAUCUACUGAGGUCCUAUGUCUUCAAAGAUGGCAACCUACCACCUCAUCAUUGCGAACGAUGACAACCCGUUUCCUUUGUGAUUGCAUAAACAAUUGUAGAUACGUACGUGUAGGAAGGUAGAGAUACUUACGGCGGAGACCGUUUUUGCUGCCAAAAUAUGUUACUUUUGCUGUCAACGUGCAGACAGUCCUCGUUAUAAACCUCCUUCAUUGCCAGUCAAGCCAGUCAACAGCCCCACGCUUUGCAAACGCCUUCUCGUCUUCUGAGUUUAAAAUCCAAAAGACAUUCGUUUUGCUUUUAUGAAUUAUUUACUUUAAAGGAGAAUUUCCC
Spizellomyces punctatus DAOM BR117 is the source of this 1117-nucleotide messenger RNA. RefSeq lists its product as uncharacterized. The record is from RefSeq and is a predicted model, not a curated record. The transcript has a single exon. Bases 1 to 795 code for a protein of 264 amino acids. Lineage: Eukaryota; Fungi; Chytridiomycota; Chytridiomycetes; Spizellomycetales; Spizellomycetaceae.